This is a messenger RNA of Sporothrix schenckii 1099-18, 843 nucleotides long. RefSeq names its product glycerol 3-phosphatase 1. The transcript is spliced from 2 exons. The coding region runs from base 1 to 843 and encodes 280 amino acids. The record is from RefSeq and is a predicted model, not a curated record. Lineage: Eukaryota; Fungi; Ascomycota; Sordariomycetes; Ophiostomatales; Ophiostomataceae. Gene Ontology annotation, molecular function: beta-phosphoglucomutase activity; sugar-phosphatase activity.
AUGACUGCAGACGAGACUCGCCCGGCGGAUGCGCCGUCAUUUACCGGUCCGGCGGUACAGGCCACGUUUGAGGGCUUCCUGUUCGACAUGGACGGCACGAUCAUCGACUCGACGGCCGCAGUCGAGAAGCAUUGGCACACAGUCGGCAAUGAGAUUGGUGUUGCGCCCGAAGUCAUCCUCCAGACGUCACACGGCCGCCGGAGUAUUGACAUUCUCAAGAUCCUAUCCCCAGAAAAGGCUAAUUGGGAGUGUAAGUCCACGCGCCCCUCUUCCCCUCUUCCGGCCAGCCUGGUUUUGCCCCUAACAAGCGCUCCAGAUGUCUGCAGUAUGGAAGGUCGCCUUCCCGAGCUGUACGGCGACGACGCCGUCGAGAUCCCCGGUGCACGCGCUCUUCUCGACAAGCUGCGGGCCCAAGGUGCCCCCUGGGCCAUCGUCACAUCGGGCACCGAGCCCCUCGUCAACGGCUGGCUCGGCAAACUUGACUUGCCAAAGCCCGAGCACUUGAUCACGGCCGAGUCCGUGGCCAACGGCAAGCCCGACCCGACAUGCUACCGGAUGGGUUUGCAGGCACUCGGCCUGGCAAAGCAGGGCGAGGAGGGAACAUACGACGUGCUAGUCCUUGAGGACAGCCCUGCCGGUAUCCAGUCCGGCAAGGCAGCGGGUUGCAAGGUGCUUGGCCUCGUGACGAGCCACACGGCCGCGCAGGUGGCAAAGGCUGAGCCGGAUUGGAUUGUGGAGGACCUGCGGUCAGUGCGCGUUGUGUCGAUCGAGGCACAGAGCAACGGCGGCGUGCGGACGACGCUGGAGUUCUCCAAUACGCUCGUUGUGCCGAAGACGGCAUGA